Messenger RNA from Anopheles coluzzii, 4177 nucleotides. It is a transcript of the gene gammaSnap1, whose product is annotated as gamma-soluble NSF attachment protein. The transcript is spliced from 6 exons. Lineage: Eukaryota; Metazoa; Arthropoda; Insecta; Diptera; Culicidae. Gene Ontology annotation, cellular component: vacuolar membrane; SNARE complex. Gene Ontology annotation, biological process: intracellular protein transport. Gene Ontology annotation, molecular function: soluble NSF attachment protein activity; syntaxin binding. The record is from RefSeq and is a predicted model, not a curated record. Bases 358 to 1326 code for a protein of 322 amino acids.
AAUUCCAAAGGCGUGUGAGCUGUCACUGCGGGACGUGAAGAAAAAUUUUAUAUCAAUAAAUUCGAUUGUCGUUUUUGUUGGUGGAACCCUCCGUGACGAUUUCGUGCGAGUUUGGGUGUUCCUCUGCAAAUUCUCUACCAUUCUCUCGUGCUGAAUAAGUUUCCCCUCUCUGCCCUGUACAGCGACGUGUAGACGUGUGUUUGUGCAAAUCAUCAUUCGGGUGGAAGUGUUUACCGUACGAUUAGCAGGAGCUCUAGUCCCCAGGAAAAAUAGUGCACCUCGGCUGGAAUCCUGCACUUUUCCGUUCGCUGUUGCUGUUAUCAACUUGUCCUGGUGAUUACGAAGUGAGCAGCAAGCAUGUCGAGCAAAAUCGAAGAAGCUCAGGAGCACAUCCGACAAGCUGAGAAAUGCUUGAAAACAUCGCUCCUGAAAUGGAGACCCGAUUUCGACAAUGCGGCCGAGGAGUACAACAAAGCAGCCACCUGCUUCCGGAACGCAAAGUCGCUGGACCAGUGCCGCGACUGUCUGAUGAAAUCCGCCGACUGUCACCGCCAGAACCGUGCCCUGUUCCACGCGGCCAAGUGUCUCGAUCAGGCGAUACUGAUCUGCAAGGAAAUGAACAAUCUCGGCGACAUACGCAAGCUGGCGGAGCGGGCGUGCAAUCUCUACCAGCAGCACGGUUCGCCCGAAUCGGGCGCCACCGUGCUGGACAAGGCGGCAAAGAUACUGGAGCAGACGCACCCGGAAGACGCGCUGCAGCUGUACAAGCAGGCCGUCGACGUGGUUACGAUCGAAGACUCAACGCGCCAGGGCGCCGAAUACGCUAGCAAGGUGGCUCGCAUCAUGGUGAAGCUCGGCAUGUACGAUCAGGCGGCGGACGCUAUACGGCGCGAAAUCGGGCUGCACCAGCAGGUCGGUUCGGAGGGUGCCAUCGGCCGGCUAGCAGUGGCACUGGUGCUGGUGCAGCUCGCCCGUGGCGAUUAUGUGGCGGCGGAGAAAGCGUUCAAGGAGUGGGGCAACUGUUGCGAUGCAGCCGAAGUGCAAACGCUGGAAUCGUUGCUACAGGCGUACGAUGAUGAGGAUCCGGAACUAGCCCAGCGAGCCCUGUCGUCACCGUUCAUCCGGCACAUGGAUGUGGAGUAUGCGCGGCUGGCGCGGGAUUUACCCCUCCCCAAGGGCGUCUCGAUUGCACCGAAAGCGAACGUCAUCGAGAAUGCGGCCGCUUCGUACGUUUCCCCCAACAGUGGUGCCGCGGGUGAUGCGGCGGCAAAACCGGCAGCUGGACCUGCUGGUGGCGACGAUGAGGACGAGGGUGGCUUGUGUUAGUGUGUGGUUGCCCCCUGCCACCAACCGUUACCACCUGUCCAUCCAUAGGUGUGCCCCGUAUAAGCGUUAAAAGUUGUGUGAUACUAUUUGCUUUUAUUAAUAUUACCCAUUAUGAGUAUCAGCGUUGCCGGUAGAGGACAAGGAUUAUCGAUGCGAACGAACGGCGCCACGGCCCCAAUGUUAGGCGCACCAAUGCGUCGUUGCUUUUCAACAAGGUAUUCUAAAAUUGUGAGCACAUUUCCACACGCAAUGUUUUCAACCGCCCCAUAACGGUUACGGUUCGAGAUACAUUGACAAACAUUUACUUUUCUCCGUGUUCCAUCUACUGUCUGUGUGGAAACAAAUCAGCUAUGCAUCUAAUAAUUAUGCACAACCGUGUGUUUAGCAGAAAGAUUUAUGUUUUUUUUUGUAUUGUUGCAAUUAAGUUGUACAAUUAAAUAUUGUACAGUAACAAAAAAGAUUAAACGUUCAUGCAAAUGGCGACUGAUUCUGGACAUUCUUGCACCUUGUGUGUACCGUUGUGUGCUGUAAUUCUGUUCUGCUUUUGGCCAUAAAUUCUUUUCUGGCUGUAUAGGACUGGCCAAUACUGGUAACGAAACCCAUUAAAAUGCUGCGAACAUAAACUUCCGACUAUCUCUCUCGCUCUCUCCACCCUUCGCUAGCUAUCUGUGUAAGAAAACGCUUCAAGAUCCCUUGUUCUCGUUUUUUUUCUGAAGAAAAUAGCCCUUGUGUCAGGACACAAGCUGGCAUCAAGCUAAACACAAUGUUAUAGUAACGAGGUUUAGCGAAUCGCUGCUACAGCACUGUAAAAGUAAAUGAAAUCAAUUGUUCAAAAUUAUACCACUGCAUACGAAGAACCCGCGGCGAUAAAUACAUUCCGAACAGCAUAGAAUCGACAAGAGCUAGUGAAUUCUAGUAUAAACACUAAAAAAACAGCAUAUAAAGAGUAUAGAAACCCCGGCAGAAAAUUAAAUUUACAAGCUGUAGUAUGAUGCCGUCAUGUCGCAACGUAUUUCUAAACAUCUCCAGCCUAUUAUCCAAUAACUCAAAGCAAAGCAAAACGCAAACACAUAAACAAAAGCAAAAAACACAUUAAGCAUACAGAGAAAGUUGUUGAAAUGCUAGAGAUUAAAGCGUGUCCCCUCCAGGUCUAGUGUACUUUAUCAGUGAAUAGUGAAGUUAUCAAUUAUAUACUAAAAACAUAGAUAGAGCGAGCAAGAUGAAUGUACGAUAAGUGCAAACGAAACAAAACAAAAUCAGUAGAUGCUAAUGCGCCACCGUGAAUGUGUGUAUAACGUUAUCAAACUGAUCUGAAGCUGAUGAGUGCAAACUGUUGGAAGGAACGGGGGAAAUGGAAAACAACCAAAUGUAAACCCUCCCCAGCACACUGACACCGAAGCCGACGCGACGACGAGUAUGGUUGUGGAAGGUGAUCGACAGGACGUCGUUGCUCCUCGGAACCCCUCCCCAGGGGGGGCUUAUAUGUAUUGUAGUAGGGUGGGAAGGAAUUUAAAUAGAAACACUGGGCUAGUGAAAAACACACGGUUUAAAAAAGGGGGGUGACAGGGAAAAGGAGGGAACUUUCGUAUAACAAUUGCCGUACAGAAACAGACGAACAGAAAGAAUGCGCCUACACGAUGGAUAACGGAUAAAGAGAGGAAUUAAUUUCGGACAAUUGUAUUAUUUAGUUUGAAAAGAGAUGCAAAGCUUCGUUUUUUCUUUGAUGAAAGGUUCUAGAGCAGCGUUCAAAAUGUAAAGCAAAGUUGUUUAUUGAUUAAUUUGUUAAAAUAUUAUGUUUAUUUUAUAAAAGAUUUACAUUACAAUUUUAAAAUUGUCUAUUGUUUUAGAUUCGCUUUUUUGCGAGCUGUUAAUAUGUGUUGUAAAAAGGAUGAAGUUCAUUCACUUUAUGCUCUAUAUUUUUUGAAAACUAAGUUAGUAAAGCAUGCUAGUAAGAGGUGGCCAAUAAAUCCCACCACAGACACAACGGCCCACAACGAUAAUCAGAGAUUCGGAGAGGAAAGAAUAAGAAAAGAAUCAGAUGUUAAACUUAUAGCACAUACCUAAAGAUGUUUUUCUCGUUAUGUAUUAUGUAGCGAUGCGCUUGCUUUCGAUGCGUUGUAAAAAGGAAACGUUGAAAGAAAUGCUAAUAUCAACUAACAAAAACCGGUCGUUUGUUCCCGUUUAGUGGCGAAGAAACGAUCAAAAAGCAAGCAAAGAUCAAGAUCAAUUGAAACUAUCAGCAUUUGACGCAGCAUAGUCACUACUAUUACUACUACUACUACUCACUAUUACUACUACUACUACUAUUACUAAUACUACUAAUAUUCCAACCACUAGCACGGUGUGUGGCUUCCGUUUCAACGUUCAUACUAAUCAGAGACAAAUUUUAUCCCCAAAGCAUUGAAAAAAGAAAAAAAAACAUUAAACCCAAAAAAAAACAAAAGAAAACAGCUGAUCUAGAUAAGAAAAAGCACCCGUGUGUAUGUGUGUGUAUGGAAAACAAAGAGUGUGAAACCAUCCCCCUUCCCCUCCCCCAUCUAUCAUUAUUAGCAGAAACCCUACCCCUACGAGCAAGAAGUGUGUAAAGUGAUGAGUGUGUGUGGAUUGUGUGUGUAGUAAAGCUGUUUGCUAUAAAAUCGCGCCGCUCUCUGUGGCGAUGAUGCAAAAAAAAAACGCUAUUCGAUUGCAAAUCGCUGCGACAGCCAGAUCGGGUGGUGUAGAUGAUGAUUUGGAAUGGCAAACUCCCCACGUUUAAUCAUACCUUUUUUUUAGUGUGUAAGAAAAGAUAGAACAAAAAAUCCGCUCCUGGGUCAGAAUCGAAUGAAAUAAAAGCAAACCAUUAUGCGCGUAA